This is a messenger RNA of Rotaria sordida, 2367 nucleotides long. The record is from the annotation of a GenBank genome assembly. Lineage: Eukaryota; Metazoa; Rotifera; Eurotatoria; Philodinida; Philodinidae.
AUGUAUCCAACAAGUGCAUUUAAUCAAGCUUCAAUUGGUUUUCCAUUUCCUGGUCAACAACUAUCAGCAUCACUUUAUCAAUCUCAAUAUGGUGGUCUUACGGGAUUUAAUCCUCAAAUUGCAACACAUUUUCAACAAGCUCAACCACCACCACGUGGUCAAUCAUUACCAGCAUCAGGUAGACAAUAUCCAAUACUAAAUGGUACUUAUAUACCACCUCCAUCAUCAUCAUCAUCUCGACGUCAAAAAUAUAGUUACUAUCCACCACCAGUUCCAUCUCAUCAUUAUGAACAACGUAGUAAUCAUGGAUCAAAAAGUAAAAAAUAUCAUAAACGACGAAGUCUUUCACCAAGUGGUGCUGGUGAACAAGGUUUAUAUUCUGAUCAUGAUCAAAAGCGUCAAGAACGUCAUGAAAAAUUACAAGAACAACAAUUACAUAGUGGAAGUCAAUCAUCUCCAUUAGCCAAUCGACCAAAAGAAGAAGGAUCUGGUGAACGUGAUCAACGUCAACAAUCUCAACUAACUGAAAGUAGUCAUGGUGGUGAUGCAACACAAGGAGGGGUAGCUAGAACUGAAGAAGCACAAGCAAAUGUAGAAAGUGACAGACAAAAAUCGAGUUCAAAGAGAAAAAAACAUCAUCGUCGAGAUCAUCAUGAUAAUUAUAACAUUCCACUAUCACAAGGUAUUCCACUUGAUAAGAAUCUUUAUCAACAACCACAUCAAUCACAGCACUAUACUCAAUACCCAACUUACUAUGAAGAAUAUCGUGGUGAAUUACCUACACAAUUAAAGGUUCAUCGUCAACCACUUUAUACUGGUUAUAAUCAAGCUUAUGAAGAAUCUAUUCGACGUGGUGAUGUUACUCGUAAAUAUGCAAAACGUUCAACACGUUUACCACCUGAAGUUAAACAACAAUUAUUUCCUCAUGAAGAUGAUCAACAGAAACAACCUCCACUAGUACACCAGCAGCAGCAGCAGCAACAACAACAACAACAACAACAACAACAGCAACAACAAGCAUAUCAAUUUGGUUCUACUAAUUCUGGAUAUUCUCAACAACAACAACAACCAUUCGGUAAUAUUCGUCCAUCAUUUAAUCCAUAUCAACCUUAUGGUAUUUCACAAAUUCAACCAAAUUAUUAUAGUACUACUCCUGGUUCUGUACCUUAUAAUACUUUACAACCAUGGUCAAAUAUAGGUGUUGUUCAUGGUUCAGGUGAACAAGAAAUUCAACAUUUACGUCAUCGUAUUCGUACAUUAGAAGAUGAAAUUUAUAAAUUACAACGAAAACUUAAUAAGACAACAUUAAAUAAGAAUGAAACAAUAGGAGGACAAAAUGGAACAAUUCGUUCUCAUCAUCGAUCAAAACAUGCUAGUAGUGUCUCACCAAGACAAACACCAGUUAUUGUUGAAUUAAAUAAUACUACAGGUGAAGCUAUUCGUGAUUUUUCAUCAAAAAAAAAACAUCGACAUCGUACAUUGAGUAAUAGAAGUUCACAAACAGAACAACAUCAUAUUCAACAAGAUUUAACAACUGGUAUAAUACCUGGUCAAAAUAAACGAACAUCAGAAGCACAUCAACAUUCACAAACGGAUGGUCAUCAAACACUUGAAGGAGAAACAAAACCUCCAACAUCAAAAAGUACACGUGAAGAAACAGCUGCAAGAUUAGCACAGGCAGCUGCAGCUCAUGUUAAUAGUCGUCAAGGAUUUACUGGUGUUUCACCUCAACAACAACAACAACAACAGCAAGCAUCUGUACCAGCACCACCUCCACCUGCUUCACAAGUUGGACGAACACAAUUGUCCAAUCAACAACAACAAUUUUUAUAUCAACAAGGUGUUUUACCACCUCAAGGACAACAAAUUCAUGGUCCAUCACCACAUUUUCCAGGUGCUGGUAAUAUUGUUUAUCCAGGCGAUCCAUAUCAACAACAACAGCAACAAUUUAUUGAUCCUCAUCAACGUAUCUUACCAAAUCAAAAUUAUAAUCAAUCAAAUAAUAAUGAAUUAUAUGAUGAUGAUGAUGAUGAUGAUGAAGCAGAACAUCGUCAACGAGAAGGUCAAAGUCGUUCGGUAGAAAAAAUUCUUGAUGCAUUUGAACGUUUUUAUAUUAAUCGUGGUAAACCAACAACAGUUCCAAUGAAAGUUAAAUAUAUUCCAGAAGAUAAUAAUAGUAAUCAAAAAUAUAUCAAACAUUAUCAUCAACGAAAUACAAAUAAUAAUAAUCGAUAUCAUUCAACAACUCGACAAAAUCGUAGUAGUAGUUCAUCAUCGGAAUCUAUUUAUUCCAGUUCACCAUCUUUGUCACGUCGUUCAUUAUAUGAUAACAAUCAUCGAAAAUCGACAACCAACUCGUUCAUAUGA